Molecule: messenger RNA, 631 nt
Organism: Archocentrus centrarchus (flier cichlid)
Lineage: Eukaryota; Metazoa; Chordata; Actinopteri; Cichliformes; Cichlidae
Product: histone H1-like
Exons: 1
Coding region: 43-444 (133 amino acids)
Biological process (GO): nucleosome assembly
Cellular component (GO): nucleosome
Molecular function (GO): DNA binding; structural constituent of chromatin
Source: RefSeq, a predicted model, not a curated record
ACUCAAAUUAUUACUAUAAUUAAGAGGGUCGGACUGAGCGCGAUGACAGGACCCGCCGCAGAAGCGCCCGGUGGCUCAGACACUCCGGCCAAAGCUCCGAAGAAGAGGAAGAAGAAGGGCGGCCCCGCCGUCAGCGAGCUGGUGUACAGAGCCGUGGCUGCCUCCCAGGACCGCAAAGGCCUUUCUUACUACGCCAUAAAGAAGGCGCUGAGCUUCCAGGGCUACGACGUGGAGCAGUACGGCUUCCUCGUCAAACGCGCCAUUAAUAUGUUGGUGAAGAAAGGGGCUCUGAUCCAGACCAAGGGGUCCGGGGUUUCUGGGUCGUUUAAGGUACCCAAACCUGCUAAAAAGCCAAGUAGGCGUCGAAGGAACCCGCGCUGGGAGAAGUAUCCGCGGCUGAGGAAGGCCGCUGAGGCCGGAGAAGAUGCUGAAGAAGCCCGUUAAAUUCAAAAGGGAGGAAGCCUCGAAGCUCAUGUGUCCAUGCAUCUGAAGGCUCUUUUAAGAGCCACCCAAGCUUGCACCGAAGAGAGGUUUCCUCGUUAUGUUAUCUUGAAGCACCAGUGAUCUGACGGUGAAUAAAAAUAUGCACGGAUCUCAUCUUCAUCAUAGUUUCCCUCAGCUUGAUGUGUGA